UUGACUCCUUCCUUCAAUCAAGUUCCAAGACAAUCACAGGCUCUCUCUUCUGUCUCCACGUUACACAUUUUCCUGAAUUGCAAAUCCUCAUUCUUCAAUUAUUUUUUAAAAUAUAUUUUCCCAUAUAAUCUGAUAAAUGAUAAUCAAAUUUUUGUGUCGCACCCCUUUUCUUUCCUAUGUCACCGAUCCAAGAAAUUCAUUUUUUAGCUCAAAACGUCACUUCUUCUCUAGCCAUCCGGCAACACUCAUCAGUUUCUGCAAAAAUCAAGGCAAAUUGACCAAGAUUAGGUAUAGUAUUUACCUACACACAAGGUCCUCAAUGAGUUGCUCUGUAACUCCAGCAAUGGCAAGGGAGAAGGAAAUGGAACAAGUGGAUAGAAUAUUAGAUGCAAAAGAGGAUGACUAUGGUGGGGUAAAUGUGGAAAUGACUAAUGAGCCCUUGGACCCUUCUGUAUUUGGUUCUUUGCUUAGAGCCUCACUUUCUCAUUGGAGACAACAGGGCAAAAGAGGUGUUUGGAUCAAGUUACCUAUUGAGCUUGUAACGCUUGUUGAACAUGCUGUUAAGGAAGGAUUUUAUUACCACCACGCAGAACCAAAAUACUUGAUGCUUGUGAAUUGGCUCCCUGGAACUGCUAACACUAUUCCGGCAAAUGCGACACAUAGAGUGGGUAUUGGUGCUUUUGUCAUCAAUGAAAGGAAUGAGGUGCUAGUUGUCCAAGAAAAGAGUGGACGAUUUCGUGGAACCGGUGUGUGGAAGUUUCCUACAGGAGUUGUUGAUGAGGGUGAAGAUAUAUGUGAUGCAGCUGUCAGGGAAGUAAAAGAAGAGACAGGGGUUAAUGCAAAGUUUAUAGAAAUACUGGCAUUCAGGCAAAGCCACAAGUCAUUCUUUGACAAGUCGGAUCUAUUCUUUGUUUGCAUGCUACAACCUCUCUCCUUUGAUAUCCACAAGCAGGAUGCAGAAAUAGAGGCAGCCCAGUGGAUGCCAUUUGAACAAUAUGCAGCUCAGCCGUUUGUCCAUGGACAUGAGCUUCUAAGGUACAUUUCUGACAUAUGCUCGGCAAAGAUGGAGGGCAGGUAUACUGGAUUCUCCUCAGUUCCUACAGUGACCAGUUUUUCUCAGAAGAAUACCUAUUUGUACAUGAAUGGCAAUGUUAGAACAAAUAGUCGCGACGACCCCUGUUAGAGGAAGCUAAAAAAUUGGUUCUUCCCUCUCCCAGAGGGGGAAAAGGAAGAAAUAUGGAUAGGAUGUUUGAUUCACCGUGACUUCAAUGAAGUUUAUAAAGGUUCAAUUAUUUUAUAUUAUGAUGUAAUGACAUGAGAGCAAUGCGAUCCAAAGUGUUCUGUGAUGGAAGUAUUGGCUUUCAGAUUUAUAUUUUUGAAUGCAAGAAGAGCCUUGGCGUAAUUGGUAAAGUUGCUGCAAUGUGACAGGAUGUGACGGGUUCGAGUCGUGGAAACAACCUCUUACAGAAAUGCAGGGUAAGUCUGCGUACAAUAGAUCCUUGUGGUUCUAUCCUUUCCUCGGACCCCGCGCAUAGCGGGAGCUUAGUGCACCUAGCUGCCAUUUUUAUUUUUUAUUUUUUAUUUAAUGUGAAGACAAGCAUUAAGUGUACAAGAAUUAUUUGUGUAUUUAUGUUUGUUUGAUUGGUGUUUGGGGGAGCCUUGGAACGACGGUAAAGUUGUCUCCGCGGGGUUCGAGCCAUGGAAUCAUGCACUGAUGCUUGCAUCAGGUAGGCUGCCUACAUCACACCUCCUGGGGUGCGGCCUUCCCCAGACCCUAUAUAAACGCAAGAUACUUUGUGCA
Messenger RNA from Nicotiana tabacum (common tobacco), 1801 nucleotides. The record is from RefSeq and is a predicted model, not a curated record. NCBI's taxonomy places the organism in Eukaryota, Viridiplantae, Streptophyta, Magnoliopsida, Solanales, Solanaceae.